AGCUGGUGAAAGGUUGAGCCUGAGUUCUCCCAGGAGCAGAGUGAGCAGGCGCAGGAGCUACAACAUACACCACAGGGCUGUGAGGACAGACUCUCGUGCCUGUGAGUGUCGGUGAGUCAAACCCUGGGGACUGAGUCCAGUGCCUCUUCUAGCGUCCUUGGCAUCAUGGGUCUUCGGCUUGGCACCAAGAUCACUGCGUGGGACUGCUUUCCAAAGGAUGUCAUUGUCCACAAAAGAGAGAAAGCUGGACACACAUAUGAAAAUGGAGAGGACCUGCUGAUUGGUGUACCUAGUGAAGCCACAGUUCUUGGGACUAUCCAGCUAAUAUGUGCCCUGAUGAUUGCAAGCUUUGGGGGAAUUUUGGUGUCAGCUUCCUACUCCAACCCAGAAGCUUCCACCACUUUGAUGUCUGGAUACCUGUUUACUGGAUCCUUCUGUUUUGCCAUGGCUGGAAUUCUCUCCAUCAUCUCUGAGAAAAUCUCAACCAAAGCCUUUGCACUGAGCAGCCUGGCCUCCAGUGUAGCAAGCUCUGUUGUUGCUAUGAUCGGUCUCUUCUUCGUCACCUAUUGCCUGAUAGUCCUGGGGACUGCCUUUCCACACUGUAACUCAGAAAAGAAAUUCCUGCCCUUAUUGUCUUAUUUGGAAUCCCAUGAUUGGAAGAAUGAAGACAAGAACUGUCGCCUGGCUUAUGUCAGUGCUAUAAGUACUCUGGGGAUCAUGCUCCUCUUCAUCGUGCUGGAAGUUUUGCUAGCUGUAUACAGUUCUAUCUUUUGGUGGAAGCAAGUCUACUCCAACAAGCCUGGGGGUGCAUUUUUCUUGCCUCAAUCACAAGAUCAUCCCUAACUUGUCAAAAGCAGUUUGUUGCAGUAAUGGAUAUGAAAUACAGAAGAAGAAAGAAGAAAUCUAGUGCUUGUGGCAGAGCACAGCUAGACUUUCCUGAAAUCUCAACCUUGGUAGAUCCUAAUAAACAUCUGAAGAAAA
Messenger RNA from Rattus norvegicus (Norway rat), 981 nucleotides. It is a transcript of the gene Ms4a7, whose product is annotated as membrane spanning 4-domains A7. NCBI's taxonomy places the organism in Eukaryota, Metazoa, Chordata, Mammalia, Rodentia, Muridae. Gene Ontology annotation, cellular component: membrane. The transcript has 7 exons. The record is from RefSeq and is marked validated. The coding region runs from base 166 to 843 and encodes 225 amino acids.